Molecule: messenger RNA, 3054 nt
Organism: Odontomachus brunneus
Lineage: Eukaryota; Metazoa; Arthropoda; Insecta; Hymenoptera; Formicidae
Gene: shd
Product: ecdysone 20-monooxygenase-like
Exons: 11
Coding region: 170-1732 (520 amino acids)
Molecular function (GO): oxidoreductase activity, acting on paired donors, with incorporation or reduction of molecular oxygen; monooxygenase activity; iron ion binding
Source: RefSeq, a predicted model, not a curated record
ACGCCUCGUUGAAUUCUCGCGCGAAACCGCCGCGAGAAACCCUCGUCGAUCGCGACUGACUCGAGCGAGUGUCGGACGCGCGAAAUCUGCGGCUUGCCAGAAGCGAACACCUGUCGUUCUAUCGGCCGUACCACAGAGGGGGAGAGCGCUUACCGAUUUCAAUUGGAAGAUGCUGUCCGGAGCGUGGUUCGAGACAAUCGCAACGAUACUGCUCACGAUUUUGGUGCUGGCUACCGGUUGCCGGCCACCUUGGUGGUUUUGGAACAGGAACAAUAAUGCCAAUUACGAUGCACGCGACAAGAGCAGGAAGUUUAAGACAGCGCGCGACGUGCCGGGCCCGUUUGCCCUGCCGAUUGUGGGCACCAGGUGGAUAUACUCCUGUUGUGGCAAUUACCGUAUGAACAAGAUCCACGAGGCGUACAAAGAUCUGAAUCGGCGAUAUGGUGCGCUGUGCAAGGAGGAGGCAUUGUGGAACCGCCUCGUGAUAUCCCUGUUCUCCCGUCACGACAUCGAGACCGUUCUCCGACGGAGCACGAAAUACCCGCUUCGUCCUCCGCAGGAAAUCAUAUGCUACUACCGGAGAACACGACGCGAUCGUUACACCAACUACGGCAUUGUCAAUGAACAAGGCGUGACAUGGCAUAACCUUCGGGCAGCUUUAACGUCCGAACUCACCGGUGCCAGUACUGUGUUCAGUUUCUUUCCUGCACUCAAUAUUGUUACCGACGAUUUCAUCGAGUUAAUUCGCAAAGGAAGAACGGGCAUCACCGUGAAAGGCUUCGAGGAUAUAGCUCACAGGAUGGGACUCGAGAGCACAUGUACCUUGAUCCUGGGACGUCAUUUGGGCUUCCUUAAACCGGAUUCUAGCUGCAUGCUCACGACUAAAUUAGCGGAGGCGCUCAGGGUCCACUUCACAGCCAUGCGCGAUGCCUUUUACGGUUUGCCAUUUUGGAAGCUGCUGCCGACAUCCUCGUACAGGCAGUUGAUAGAGAGCGAGGACACUAUAUACAACAUCAUCUCGGAGUUCAUUGAGACGAGUAUGCGGGAGAAAGUGGAUGACGCCCAAGACGAUUCUAUCGAGGCGGUGUUCCUAUCUAUUUUACGACACAAGGAGCUCGACAUGAGGGAUAAGAAAGCUGCUAUAGUGGAUUUUAUUGCAGCGGGCAUACACACACUAGGCAACACGCUGAUGUAUCUUUUCGACAUGAUCGGUAAGAACCCUGAAGUACAAGCAACUCUCUAUGAGGAGGUGCGGUCAUUGGCGCCUCCUGGCUGCGACAUCAGGAUUGAGGAUUUACGAAAGGCGAAGUAUCUGCGUGCCUGCAUCAUGGAAUCUUAUAGAAUGAUGCCCACGACACCGUGCAUAGCCCGCAUACUAGAUGAGCCUCUCGAGCUGGAAGAGUAUCGCCUCGAACCCGGAACAGUAGUAUUAUUGCAUACGUGGAUCGCGGGUAUGAAUGAGGAGAAUUUCAAAGACGCGUCCAAGUGCCAGCCGGAGAGAUGGCUGAGACCGACAGUGCCUAUGUCACCUUUACUGGUGGCGCCUUUCGGCAUCGGUAGAAGGAUAUGUCCGGGGAAACGAUUUGCGGACCUCGCAUUGGAGCUUAUUCUAGCGAAGAUCGUACGGGAAUUCGAGAUCGUCGCAGAGGACAAGCUCGACUUGCAGUUUGAAUUUAUCUUGUCGCCGCAAGCGCCCGUGUCGAUCGGGUUUCGGGAUCGAGAGCUGGAAUGACCUGAGCCUGAAUUUAUUAAUUUCACGAUCGUCCGCGAAUGACAAUUGGAUCAAUUGUCGCAGGCGGACCGAGUCGUACCUCACGCAAGUUCCGGUUCGAAUGGGCGCGCGCGCAGUUUUUCAUCCGAUUGAUUUCUCAACUGAGUUAGUUAUUUUACGUUUGUAUUAUUUGUAAUAUUUUUUAAUUCGUUGAAAGAGGAACUUCGUUCGUCCGUCGAGGGUAUUCGUCAUUAAUUGCUAAUGUUAUUGUAUUUAUAUUUAGCUUAAGCGCUUUAGCUUAAGCAAUUGGGUUCCCUUACCUUUUAAGACAUUGACGUACAGUGCUUGCAAUGCUCUGUAUCACACGUGCCACACAUCUCACGAUCGUCAAUUCUUUCCUCGUUAUUUUCUGUUAUUUCCUCUCUUCUUUUCAUUUACGCGCUGCGAAAUCAAAGCCGCCUCUCGUGUCUCUCGAUUGGCCGAGGUUGCGCGGAAGAUAGGCUGGCGGUGUUUAAUUUUUUUAACGCGAACGAGCCCGCGGGUGUCUUAGUAACCCUACUAAGUUUUAUCUACGAUAACUAUAACAUUAAUAUAAAAAUAUGAAAGAUAGCGCGAAGAUGAGAUCGAACGGUUGAGAAAAGAGAAAGAGUAAGUCGAAUACGGUGCGACAAUUAAUGCGAUAAUUGAAGUAUUCGUACACACGGAGAAUAUCGAUCUUGUGAUCGCUAUGUUGGAAGAUUAUGCGAAGGAAAGUUGAUUAAUUUGAUAAUUUGUCGGAUCCUGAGGGAGACAUUUUUUCUCUACUAUUGAAAUCUGUAACUGGGACGACUGAGUUAACCCGCGUGGAAGAAUGGAAUCUUCAUUUGCGGUAACCCGGUAUUCCGCCGAGAUUAUACCCUACAGAGAGCAGCGCGAGAUCGAUCCUAAUUUAUAAUUAUUUAUUUCCACAAGCUGCAGAGUUUAAUUGUCCGUUCACGGCGAGAGUGAGACGAUCCCGAUGUCGCCGAUCCGCCGACGGCGCAUCGAUUGACUAACUGUGGCUGAACGUUAUAUUUACGUUACUGUACGAAAGAAGAAACAAAGAUUUAUACGCAAAGUAACCGCUAAACGUUGACUAUCGAGGGAAGACGUCACUUCCCUCUUGAAUUAUUACGCUACUUAGAAAGCAUCGGGGCAGAGCUUGUGCCCCGGCGAGUGAUCUCAUUCAAAACAUCCCCGUCGAAGCGCGGUUUUUCAUGCAACUUGAAAACGGAUCGUUCAUGCAACAUCCUUGUACAUAAAACGUAUGUAGAUAUUUCUUGUUGAAUGUAGUGAAUAAAGUAUGAGGAAGUAUGCAAUGCGAA